Chlorocebus sabaeus (green monkey) is the source of this 1665-nucleotide messenger RNA. NCBI's taxonomy places the organism in Eukaryota, Metazoa, Chordata, Mammalia, Primates, Cercopithecidae. The record is from RefSeq and is a predicted model, not a curated record.
UCUGAAACUCUCAAGUACAAUGUAACUUUUAGAUGAUUUUGUUUCACAGGAUGGUAAUCAUAGAGGAUGCAGAUAGUUUGUGGGCACAGGAGCGAGAGAAUAUCAUCAUGAACUAUGAGAAGGGACAUCAGCUGGGCUUGCCAGAGGACAUGGGGCCUGGGCCUGUUAGAAUCUACAACAACAUUGAUCGCUUUGGGAUUCUGCAUGAGACAGAGCUGCCUCCUGCCACUGCUCGGGAGGUGAAGCAAAUGCGGCGGGAGAUAACAUUAAAGAGCAAGUGGAUGGAAAUGCUGCGACAAUGGAGACAUAUAAGAACACUGAUAGAUCGAGUAUAUAAGGGCAUUCCUAGGAACUUCAGGGGCCAAGUGUGGUCAGUCCUUAAGAACAUACAGGAAGUCAAGCUGCUUCCUCCUCUUGGCCCUGCCCUACAGGUCAUGAAGGAGAAGGGCAAGAGGUCAUCUGAACACAUCCACCAGAUCGAUGUGGACGUGAGAGAGACACUAAGGACUCACAUCUUCUUCAGGGACUGAGCACGGGAACCAAGUGUUUAUGGGAGCCACAGGCGGAACUAUUCCUACAUCCUCCUGGCAUUCGAGUAUAACCCGGAGGCGGGCUACUGCAGGGACCUGAGCACCAUCGCGGCCUUAUUCCUCCUGUAUCUGCCUGAGGAGGAUGCAUUCUGGGCACUGGUGCAGCUGCUGGCCAGGGAGAGGCACUCCCUGCAGGGAUUCCACAGCCCAAAUGGCGGGACAGUCCAGGGCCUCCAAGACCAUCAGGAGCGUGUGGUCCCCACGUCACAGCCCAAGACCAUGUGGCGUCUGAUCUCUCUUUGGCUCAUCCUGCGCCUGUGGGACGUGUAUUUGCUGGAAGGAGAACAGGUGUUGAUGCCGAUGAUACAGAUUGCCUUUAAAGUUCAGAAAAAGCUGCCAGGACAACCAGCCUUGAGCCAGGAGACAAGGAUCCUGGUGUCCCUGACCCCAGAGCAUUCAGGAGAGGGCACAGGCAGGGGACCCCAGGGGGACAGACAGGCCCCUCCAGGCUCACCAGCCCGGUUCCAGCGGUCCAUUUGGCUAGUUUCCCCACCAUGGGCACCCCUCGUUUCCACAUCCUGUCUUGGUGGGGCUGGGUCCGAAAGACACCUGCCCUGUGUGCGCUUUGGGAGCCAUGGUCUCGUGACCUCUGAAUGUUUCCUGAUAGCCCCCAGGACUGUGGGACAGGCCAUCUCGAGAAGCCCACGGGGACCUCUGGACACCAGGCCCUGCCCAGUGCUCACCAGGACUGAGGAGGCAAGGAGAUAUCCUACUGCAACAGGGCACCCUGUUCACGGAAAAGAGACUUGCACCCAAUUUCUAGAAUGGCACCGUGACUCCCAGGAGGACCCAGCUGGCCACCUGCUGCAGCGGAACACCCUGCGGAGGGACACCCCGGCCACAGCCAGGGACGAGCAGCAGUGCGCUCCCACCUCAGGGCCUUGCCUCUGCCGCCUCUACUUGGAAAAUUCUCAGUUCCCUCCAGCCUUCUAGAAGCAUCUAGGGCAGGGUUCAUGGCUGGAUAACUUCCUGAGGCUUAACAACCCAAGCAAACUUCACGUCCUCAUUUUAUUUUUUUGUUAAACUUACUUAAAAUUGAUUAAGAAAGUGUGCAGCUCCCAAAGACCUUCACAGA